UGAAGCAGUGACCAUGAAAGGUCGCACCAGGCUGGGCUGGGCCGGACACGUACAUCAAACCCGGAGGAGGGGGGGUCACAAUCGGCUUGAAGUCGGAGGACGUGACGGUAGCGACUGGGAGACCGGACGCCUUCACUCAAAAAAAAACCCAACACGGAGACGUGACAGCGCGCGUCCACGUCACGGAGACACGGUGUCUGUGUGUUUUCAACCCAUGUUUUUCUCCUAACCGUCUGUCGCCACCAUGACAGAGGAAGAAACAAUUAAUGUGAAGGAGGUGGAGAUCAUCAAGGUGAUCUUGGACUUCCUCCACUCCAGAAAGCUGCACAUCAGCAUGCUGGCUCUGGAAAAGGAGAGCGGCAUUAUCAACGGCCUCUACUCGGAUGACAUGCUCUUCCUCAGACAACUGGUGCUGGAUGGCCAGUGGGAUGAGGUCCUGCAGUUUAUUCAGCCUUUGGAGUGUAUGGAGAAGUUUGACAAAAAGAGGUUCCGUUACAUCGUCCUAAAGCAGAAGUUUCUGGAAGCUCUGUGUGUGAAUAAUGCCAUGUCUGCUGAGGAUGAGCCACAACAUUUGGAGUUCACCAUGCAGGAGGCGGUCAAGUGUCUGCACACCUUGGAGGAGUUCUGCCCCUCCAAAGACGACUACAGCAAAUUGUGUCUCCUGCUCACCUUACCUCGCCUCACAAACCACGCUGAAUUUAAGGACUGGAACCCAAGCACAGCCCGGGUGCAGUGCUUCGAGGAGGCUUGCACCAUGGUGGCCGAGUUCAUCCCGGCGGAUAGGAAGCUGAGUGAGGCUGGAUUCAAAGCCAGCGGGGAUCGCCUCUUCCAGCUCCUCCUCAAAGGAGUCCUCUAUGAGUGCUGUGUGGAGUUCUGCCAGAGCAAGGCAACGGGUGAAGAGAUCACGGAGAGCGAGGUCCUGCUGGGCGUGGACAUGCUGUGCGGCAACGGCUGCGAUGACGUGGAUUUGUCUCUGCUGUCCUGGAUGCAGAACCUGGCCCACAGCGUCUUCUCCUGCGCCUUCGAACAGAAGCAGCUCAACAUCCACGUGGACCGUCUGGUCAAACCGGCCAAGACCGGCUACGCCGACCUGCUCACUCCUCUCAUCAGCAAACUGUCCCCGUAUCCGUCCUCGCCGCUGCGGCGGCCCCAGUCCGCCGACACCUACAUGUCGCGGUCUUUGAAUCCGGCUCUGGAUGGGUUGUCCUACGGGCUGUCCAACCAGGAUAAGCGAACGGGUGGUGGCGAGGCCGCACUGGGUAAAGGCGUCUCCCCAAUGUCUCACUCCUUUGCCAACUUCCACUACCCUGGCGCGGGUGGACAGAACCUCAGCAAGAGCCUCUUGAUGGAGAGCUCCGACUGCCACAGCAUUUUUGAGGAAUCGCCAGAGACGUCGAGGACCGACUCACCUUUGGACAAAAUAAUGGGUUCGAGCGUUACUCAGAACUCGCGCCCCGCAUCGGCUCCUGGAGAGGAUGCGCCACCAGCUGGUUCUGCUGAAAAGAAUGAGCUCUGGGACUCCUCCGAGAAGUACGAGGAGUAUUACCGUCAGCGCCUACGUGUGCAACAGCACCUGGAGCAGACGCAGCAGCAGAGGCAGAUGUACAAGCAGAUGUUGUUGGAAGGCGGCGUGCAGCAGGAGCCUCCACCCAGUGACUUGCAGCACAGCCUCACGGAAAAGUUCCUCAACAGGUCCAUCCAGAAGCUGGAGGAGCUCAACGUGGGGAUGGAGGGUUUAGGAGAUGAGGUGAAAUCUUUGGCCCAACAGUGCAACGGCAACGCACCUCCCUCCGAGUGCAACAACAACCCCGCCUCCUCCGGCCUGCAGCACAACCAGAGCGGUGGCGGCGGCGAUGGCGGCCUGCUGUGCAGCACACCGCAGCGCGUUGCGGGAGGCCGUCCCGUCUCGCCCCUAAAUGAAUCCCCCAUCAUCCAAAACAGCGGGCAGAAUCACAAAGCAAGUCCACAUGGUGACUCACCGGGCUCAUUAUCCCGCAGCAAAGAGGGUAGCGACAAAGAAAAAAGACUGUUUGUGCCCGUGCAUACUCUCGAGGACACUCAGGCUGUCCGUGCCGUUUCCUUCCACCCGUCUGGGACCCUCUACGCUGUUGGCUCCAACUCCAAAACACUCCGCGUCUGUGCCUAUCCAGAAACACGUGACACCAGCGACUCGAGUCCAGCCACGGAGCCGGUAGUCCGCUUCAAAAGGAACAAACACCACAAAGGUUCGAUUUACUGCGUGGCCUGGAGCCACUGUGGGCAGCUGCUGGCGACCGGCUCCAACGACAAAUAUGUCAAAGUUCUACCGUUCAGUGCGGAGACUUGCAAUGCCACAGGCCCGGACUUGGAGUUCAGCAUGCACGACGGCACCAUCAGGGACUUGGCCUUCAUGGAGGGCCCAGAAAGCGGAGGGGCCAUUUUAAUCAGCGCCGGAGCGGGAGACUGCAACAUUUACACCACCGACUGCCAGCGAGGGCAAGGCCUGCACGCCCUCAGCGGACACACGGGUCACAUCCUGUCUCUUUACACGUGGGGGGGCUGGAUGAUCGCAUCCGGCUCCCAAGACAAGACGGUGCGUUUCUGGGACCUCAGGGUGCCCACCUGCGUGCGAGUGGUGGGCACAGCCUUCCACGGCUCAGGCAGCCCCGUGGCCUCGGUGGCGGUGGACCCGAGCGGCCGUCUGCUGGCGACGGGACAAGAGGACAGCGCUUGCAUGCUCUACGACAUUCGAGGCGGGCGCAUCGUGCAGGUGUACCGCCCGCACGGCAGCGACGUGCGCUCGGUCCGCUUCUCUCCCGGCGCGCACUACCUGCUCACUGGCUCUUAUGACACCAAAGUCAUGGUCACCAACCUUCAAGGUGACUUGACUAAACAGCUGCCUGUGACGGUGGUGGGGGAGCACGGCGACAAGGUGAUCCAGUGUCGCUGGCACACCGAGGACCUCUCCUUCCUGUCGUCGUCUGCCGACCGCACCGUCACGCUGUGGACUCACAACCCGUAAUGCGGUCUCUCACACACAAACACACACACACACAGCACAGCGUUUCAUCUGAAAGACACACACAUGCACACGCACACCCUCACGAUGACAGUUGGCGGCGUAGGGAUUCUUGAUGAUCAUAAACUAGCAACACCGCAGAGGCACAUGCUGCACAUAGUCACACUGUUGAAAUUUAUUUGCUAUCCGGUACGGGGUCCAUGUACUAGGAUGUGCUUUAUUCUAACUACUAAGGCAGUUCAGCACACAAGUUGAGCUAGUUCUGUUUUUCCACUUUUGGCCUACUAGUUCGGAAUUAAACCUUAUAAGUAAACUAGUAUACUGCACUUGUCACACUACCAGGCCCAACUGUAGCCUCCUGCAUCCUACUAGUGGCACUAGUACAUCUGACAUGUAGUUGUCCCAAUAGUAAGCACCGAGUGGAUUUCAAAUAUAUUAGUACUAUUUUUUUCACUACUCCCUUCCACGACUGUUUUUUUUUUUUUUUGCACACUAGUAGGACAAGAUAGUAAUACUGUACUAGUGGGAUAACUACUUGUUACUAGUGAGGCAAAAUUACUUUUGGUGUUACUAGUUGGGUUUAGGAGGCUACUAGUGCAUGACACAUGCCUACGAGUUAGGCCUGGUAUUGUUACUCGUGCAGCACAGUAGCUUACUAUUGAGAUUUAGUAGUGUUAACUGCUCCAACGGCUUUGCAUACUGGAAGCGUGCAGAUGUCAACUAGUGGACACUUUUGGCUCACUAGUAGCGUAGUUCAUCACUGUGGUGACACACGAGGCUGCAUGACGGGAACGAAGCUCUUUUUCAUGAUGGUGCCUUUCUUGAGUUCUCAAAUGAACACAGACCAGAUCAAAUUCCACAUUUUUGCCAACCCAUUUGCUCCAGCUGCUGUUGUGUUUGAUUUAUUUAUGUAUUAUUUCCCUUCGGAAAACUGGAAUUUUCUCAUGUGAAAUUGUAAUCGUAACGGCGUGUCAAAUAGCAAGCCUGUGGCAGCUUUUACAGUCUCUGCUGUUGCUUCCCCUCAUGCCGACGUUCAAUUUACCCACCGGAGUACAAACCCAAAUGUGUAUAUCCGUUGUUAUUAAAUUGAGCAAUCAGUAUUUUAUUUUUAUGCAGGAGCCGCUGUAAACAAUGAACAGUUGUUAUUGAGCCAGUUUCCAAAGGGAAUAGAAGGCUCCAUUUGUAGUUGAGCAGAUGUUUUUGGUCAUUUGUUGGUUCUUUUUUAAAUGCUGCUGUACUGAGGUCACACCGGUAGGGGGCAGUCGAUACUCUUACUAAUUUUUUUUUUGCACAGUACAUAGGAACGUUAAUAUUUAUUGGAAGCCAGUAUUUGGGACAGAUAGACUGUGUUCACUUCUUGAAAUUUAAUGCACUUUGCUGUCUAAUGCUAAUUUAUUUUUGUUUUUAAACGCUAAUGUCUUUUAAUAAAUAACACCAAACUAAUACGUACAUGCAUAUUUAUUUCAGUUGUGAUUAUGUACAAUUAUGUAAUGAAAUGCUAGUGGCCAAUGUAUUGAGCCUGUCUUGUUUUCUAAAGGAAAAAAAAGUAAUUUAAUGCAAGCCAACAAAUUGAUGUUACGUUCAUUAAAGUGUCUUUUAAUCAAG
Hippocampus zosterae (dwarf seahorse) is the source of this 4603-nucleotide messenger RNA. It is a transcript of the gene wdr47a, whose product is annotated as WD repeat domain 47a. NCBI's taxonomy places the organism in Eukaryota, Metazoa, Chordata, Actinopteri, Syngnathiformes, Syngnathidae. The transcript is spliced from 17 exons. Gene Ontology annotation, molecular function: protein binding. The coding region runs from base 245 to 3001 and encodes 918 amino acids. The record is from RefSeq and is a predicted model, not a curated record.